Messenger RNA from Apaloderma vittatum (bar-tailed trogon), 1100 nucleotides. RefSeq names its product synapse associated protein 1 (gene SYAP1). Gene Ontology annotation, cellular component: cytoplasm; synapse. The record is from RefSeq and is a predicted model, not a curated record. Lineage: Eukaryota; Metazoa; Chordata; Aves; Trogoniformes; Trogonidae. The transcript has 9 exons. The coding region runs from base 1 to 900 and encodes 299 amino acids.
AUGGCAGGAAUGUUCCAAAGUUACCUCUUCAAUUUUGCCACUGCUGCUACAAAAAAGAUAUCUGAAUCUGUUGCCGAAACAGCACAGACAAUAAAGAAGUCUGUAGAAGAAGGAAAAAUCGACAGUAUCAUUGAUAAGACAAUUAUUGGAGAUUUUCAGAAGGAACAGAAAAAGUUUGUCCAAGAGCAGCAAACAAAAAAAUCAGAAGCAGCAGUGCCUCCCUGGGUAGACAGCAAUGAAGAAGAGACAAUUCAACAACAAAUACUGGCCUUGUCAGCAGAUAAAAGAAACUUUCUGCGGGAUCCUCCAGCAGGUGUGCAGUUUAAUUUUGACUUUGAUCAAAUGUACCCUGUUGCAAUGGUGAUGUUACAGGAGGAUGAACUUCUCAACAGGAUGAGGUUUGAUCUCGUUCCCAAACAUGUCAAGGAGGAGGUGUUCUGGAGAAAUUAUUUCUACAGGGUGUCCUUAAUUAAACAGUCUGCACAACUCACUGCUCUUGCAGCUCAACAGCAAGCAGUAGGAAAAGAAGAGAACAAAAGUAGAGAUGAUGACAGUCAACUGAAAGAAACAGUACGGCCAAAAACACCACCUGUUACAAUAAAGCCUCAAAUAAAAUCUCAAGAGGACGAGGAAGAGAUUUCCACAAGUCCAGGUGUAUCGGAAUUCGUGAGCGAUGCUUUUGAUGCCUGUAAUCUGAAUCAGGAAGACCUAAGAAAAGAAAUGGAACAACUGGUGCUAGACAAAAAGAAAGAGGAGACCUCAGUAGUAGAAGAAGAAACUGCUGAUUGGGAAAAGGAAUUGCAACAAGAGCUUCAAGAGUAUGAGGUGGUGACAGAAUCAGAAAAACGUGAUGAAAACUGGGAUAAAGAAAUAGAAGAAAUGCUGCAAGAAGAAAAUUAAGCAUUUUCUAAAUAUCACUGUAACCCUAAGCUUUUUAUGAGGACUGACUGGAUUUCUGCUUUCGUAUUUUGCUUACGCAAGAUUUUCAAAAGACAUCAAAGAAUAUAAAAUCAUUAUAAUUCCAUAUAGGGAUACAACCAGUAUUUCUGUUCUUUAUAUGAGCAGUUUCUGAACUUCUAUGUUCUUCAAAAGAAAACAAA